CCUCGGGGGACUCCAUCACGGAAAAGAGAUAUAAAAUCUCAACUCGGGCACUUGACGCAAACUCCUGGGGUUGUUUCUUUUCUCUUGUCCCUGUUUUUUGGGUCCUCAGUAGAUCUGAAAUUUUGAUUCUUUUCCAAGCACUUGAUUCACUCCGAUCUCUGAAUCUCUUGCUCCCCAUUCUUUGUAAGCUAGAGACAACUUAUAACAGAGAGAUUAUAUAUGAAACGAGAGAGCUUUUGAUUACUGUGGAAUGUGAGCCUAAUGGGGUCACGUAAACGAGCAAACUCUGCUUCUUCAUCCUUUCAGCGUAGUAUCGGCACUGCGAUCUCAGAAAUCCGCAAGAUGCAUCAAGAGGAACUAGAUAGCUUAACACUAACUACACAACCCUUCAGAACAUUGAAGUUCUUCAUUUUGUAUGUACUUCAGUAUGUUAAGAGUUCAAUGUCGUAUUUGUUGGCUAGACGUGGCUGGCUCAUGCUGUUGAGUGCUGUGGCAUCAUCUCUUGGAAUUCUUCUAGCGACCAUUGACGGCCCCCAUGAGAAACAUUUCGAGGAGCUUUUCAAAUAUUUCCAAUUUGGGUUAUGGUGGGUGGCCCUUGGAGUUGCAUCUUCGAUUGGUCUUGGAUCGGGUUUGCACACCUUUGUCCUAUAUCUGGGUCCUCAUAUUGCAUUCUUUACUAUAAAGGCUAUGCAGUGUGGCCGAGUUGAUUUAAAAAGUGCUCCUUAUGAUACAAUACAACUAUAUAGUGGUCCUUCAUGGCUUGACAAAAACUGCUCUGAGUUUGGUGCCCCAUUGUUUUCUUCAUCGCAUGGAUUGCGGGUUCCACUAAGCAGCAUAUUACCACAAGUCCAAUUAGAGGCUGUUUUAUGGGGUAUUGGGACUGCAAUUGGAGAACUUCCUCCAUAUUUCAUCUCAAGAGCAGCAAGCUUAGCUGGUAACCAGAUCGAUGAAUUGAAAGAAUUGGAUACCUCCUCAGAUGAAGUAAAAGGGUACAUAGCUACUCGCCUAUAUCAAAUCAAACGCUGGCUUCUGUCACACUCGCAGCAAUUGAACUUCUUUACAAUCUUAGUGCUUGCUUCGGUGCCAAAUCCUCUUUUUGACCUAGCAGGCAUUAUGUGUGGACAAUUUGGGAUUCCAUUUUGGAAAUUCUUUCUGGCAACAGUGAUUGGAAAGGCUAUUAUUAAAACCCACCUGCAGACCGUUUUCAUUAUCUCAGUUUGCAACAAUCAACUUCUAAAUUGGAUAGAGAAUGAAUUGAUUUGGGUAUUCAGUUUCAUACCUGGUUUUGCUGCUGUCCUGCCCAACCUCAUUGCUAAAAUUGAUGGAGCAAAAGAGAAGUAUUUGACAGCUUCUUACUCCCGAUCUCCAAAUAUCAAGGUGAAAACGUGGGAUUUCUCAUUUGCAUCAAUCUGGAACACUUUGGUAUGGCUUAUGCUAUUGAACUUUUUUGUCAAGAUUGUCACUUCAAUGGCCCAGAGUUAUCGGAAGAAAGAGCAGGAGAAGGAGCUUGCUUUGUUGACAAGUUAGUCAUAGAACAUUACAUUUGCUUGAUGACGCUGCUCCGGUUUCCUUAUGUACUUUUCCCUACUGCCUUUUUUACAAGCAGUAACUCUAGAGACAACUUAAGAGGCAUGAUUGGUAUCUCCCCCAAAAUACUCUAGGCAUCAAAGUCCUUGUUAGAAACUUGUAUAGGAUCACAAUCAAGAUGGAGAACUGUAGAAGUUGCAGGUUUAUUAUGUCUUAGUUUUGGGGGGAGCAUUAUUUAGGGUGGUUUUUUCUUUACCCCCAUUAUCAACAAAUGUUGAAAUCUAGACAUUUGAAACCUUACUAUUCUUUGCAAUGGAGUGCAAAACAAGGCAAGACAAUGUCUACAACUUGGAGAUUUAUCAAUACAGUUAGUCUUAUUGCUUUC
Molecule: messenger RNA, 1912 nt
Organism: Fragaria vesca subsp. vesca
Lineage: Eukaryota; Viridiplantae; Streptophyta; Magnoliopsida; Rosales; Rosaceae
Product: vacuole membrane protein 1-like
Exons: 8
Coding region: 262-1527 (421 amino acids)
Source: RefSeq, a predicted model, not a curated record